CGGGGAGCUGGGACCCACGACCCUCGCCACCUCACGCAGCCUUCGCGGCCUCCAGCGCGGCCCGAGUCCCGUCCCUCGCCUCGGCUCCCACAUCCGGGGGGCGGUCCGGCCCGCCGUAGCUGCGGAGGCCGCAUCUGGCGCGCAUCUGGAACCGCCCGCCCGGCCGGCCGCGCUGGAGCCCGCGCCCGCCCUGGCCCGGCAGCGCCGGGAGCCCUGCCCGGAGCUGGAGCCGCACUUGGAGCCGCGGGCCCGGGGCCCUGAGCCGCGCAGCCGGCGCAUGGUGAACUCGCUCCUGUUCGGGGAGAUGGCCUUGGCCUUCGGCUGCCCGCCCGGCGGCGGCGGCGGGAGCUGCCCCGGCGGGGGCGGCGGCGGCGGCGGGGCCGGGCCGGGGCCGUCGCCGGUGACGGCGGCGCUGCGGGACGACCUGGGCUCCAACAUCCACCUCCUGAAGGGGCUUAACGUGCGCUUCCGCUGCUUCCUGGCCAAGGUGCACGAGCUGGAGCGGCGCAACCGGCUGCUGGAGAAGCAGCUGGAGCAGCAGCAGAGCGAGCGCGAGCGGCGGCUGCGCUACAAGACCUUCUCCCGAGAGCAGGCCGUGCAGACCGGGCCCGAGCUGCUGCGGCCGCCAGCGCCCGGCUCGGGGCACGGCAGCGGCAGCGGCGCGGCGGCGGGCGCCAACGCCAACACCGUUGCCCUGGGCGGCCUGCCCCCCGGCGGCGGCUCGCACCCGCAGCACUACGGCCGCCUGCCCGGGACCAUCUGGAGCUACACGCAGGUGCGGCGCACGGGCGGCGGCGGCGUGGAGACCGUGCAGGGCCCCGGCGUGUCGUGGGUGCACCCCGACGGCGUGGGCGUGCAGAUCGACACCAUCACGCCUGAGAUACGCGCGCUCUACAACGUGCUGGCCAAGGUGAAGCGCGAGCGCGACGAGUACAAGCGGAGGUGGGAGGAGGAGCUUGCCAAACGCAUGAACUUGCAGACCAUGGUGGACACGCUGCAGGAGGCGGCGCAGGAGGCCGAAGCCAUCCAGGAGGAGAUGAACGAGAAGAUUGAGCGGCUCAAGGCCGAGCUAGUGGUGUUUAAGGGGCUCAUGAGUGACCCCAUGACAGACCUGGACACAAAGAUCCAAGAAAAGGCCAUGAAGGUGGACAUGGACAUCUGUCGCCGGAUCGAUAUCACGGCCAAGCUGUGCGAUGUCGCACAGCAGCGGAACUCGGAAGACGUGUCCAAGAUCUUCCAGGUGGUGCCCAAAAAGAAAGAGCGUAAGGUGGCUUCGGAUGACGAUAUCUCCGAGCAGGACGGGGAGGUGAACCGGUUCUCGGAUGACGAGGUCGGCUCCAUGAACAUCACAGAUGAGAUGAAACGCAUGUUUAACCAGCUGCGGGAGACCUUUGACUUUGACGAUGACUGUGACAGCCUGACGUGGGAGGAGAACGAAGAUACGCUGCUGCUCUGGGAAGACUUCACCAACUGCAACCCAAGCAUCGACCUGCAAGGCGAGCAAGAGGAAAAUUUGGGCAACUUGAUCCACGAGACAGAAUCCUUCUUCAAGACGAGAGACAAGGAGUACCAGGAAACGAUUGGCCAGAUCGAGCUGGAGCUGGCCACGGCCAAGAGCGACAUGAACCGGCACUUGCACGAGUACAUGGAGAUGUGCAGCAUGAAACGCGGGCUGGACGUGCAGAUGGAGACCUGCCGCCGGCUCAUCAAAGGCUCUGCGGACAGGAAUUCACCAUCUCCCAGCUCCGUGGCCAGCAGUGACUCAGGAAGUACAGACGAGAUCCAGGAUGAGUUUGAGCGGGAGGCGGAUGUGGAACCCAUGGUCAGCUGAUGACGGAGGCCCCCUGUGCCUGCUGGUCUUGGUGAUGGCGCCUCUGCCCCUCUCCCCACGGGGCCAGGAAGGCUUCUUGGAGUGGGGCUCCAGUCCCCACCACACAGACUCCCUCUGCCCUCCCUUCUCUGGAGGCCCCGAGGGACCGCUGCUUCCUUCCUUCUACCCCACCACCAACCAGUGCCCCGCCUCCAUCCACCCACCCAAGGAAUGGUGCUGUCAAUUUCUAUUGUUCUCCACGUUACAAAUGCAGACUUCUGUCCGGACGAUGCAGUGUUAACUGUGCCUUUUCCCUUAAGCUGAGCCACUUUGAGCUCCAAAGAAUUCUUCCUAGCAGGUGUUUUUAUACAAAACUCUAAGGUGGGGACAGGGGGGGCCCCUGGCCUGAUCUAAUGUGGAUUUCUCCCCUCCCACCUGCUUCUCUGAUUGGCCCUGAGCUCUGCCCUCCCCUCCUCUGCCUGACCUGAGUUGGCCUAGGGGUGGUCCACUUCCCCAUCCCUAGGAAGGAGCUGUUUGCCUCUGCAACCUUUCCAGGCCUGGGUGGGGGUCUCCCCAGUGUUUUCACUUACUGACAAGAGAGAAAAGAUAGGAGGAGGGAGAACAGACAAAAUUUUAUUUUCUUUCUGGAUCGAGUAGCGCAGCGGAGGGACAAGGCACUGUGUGGGAAAGUGGAGUCUCACUGUGUUUAAACUACUAUGCAAAACAAAACAAAACAAAACAAAAAAAAAAGCAGCUUGCCUUAUAUCAUUGUGGAAGGUAGGCCGUUGCCCAGACUCCUGGUUUUUCGCUGGAGCUGGCAGGGAGGCAGAGGCUAGGGCGAUCUCUCUCGCAGCCUCUGAAGGUGAGCACUGACUUGGGAGUAGGGGUUCUGUCAAGGUUGGUAGUGAGGUCGCUAUGGGGGGGGUCUGCAAGGCCAUCGGCCCACCUGACUGCUUGCUUUCUUGGGACCUAUGUGGGGUGGGAGGGGUCUUUUAUUGCCCUGAUGACUUGAUGUUUCUCUCUCCCUUCCUAGCCAGUGAUAAGGGGCUACAGAUUUGUAAUUUCUCUGUGAGAAAGCCUGGAGGGGGCGAGGCCUGGUAUCCAGCCCUCUGCAGUGGGGCUGGGUUGGCACCGCCUGCCGCUGUCUUGCUUGGUUCUCUACGGCCCCUAGUCGCAGGCUGUUCGGCCACUGGGGGGCACUGGAAAGGGAGGGGGUGAGAGGCAGCAAGGCUGCUGGCAGAUCGGAGGAGGCAGGAGUGGAGCUGGAGUGUGAGAACCAUCCUUUGUUCUGCUCAUGGACAUAUGCAAGCCUGUUUCCAUAUAUCACUUGAUUGACCGACCAGUGUGGGGAGUUAACCUGAGCCAGUAUCUCCCCAAUGCUUGGGUCAGAAGGCCCCUUGUGGAGGCCACCCGCCAAAUCUCAGUGUGGAGCCAGAUGAGCAGGUUUUGCUUUUUUUUAAAAAAAAAUUCUUUCUGUACCUACUCCUGGGGGCGUGAUUGCCAAUUUUUGUGUUUUUUUUCUUUUUAAUUAAAAAAAAUUUUUUUAAUUGGCCCAGGAGCUCCCCCUGGAGGUCCAAGAAGCAAAAUGCGCCCGAGGCCCAGAACUCCCCACCUACCUCUCUCCUAUGGAGGCGGAGGAGGGCCUCUUGACUGUAAAUCGGGUGGCAGCCCCCUGUCUUUCUUCCUCAGGGUACCAGCGACUGUAAGGGCCUUCUCUCUCUUCCGUUUCUCCACCUGUUUUGCGGUCUUAAAACCAUUGUACAUAAUAUUCAUAUUAUAUAUAUAUAUAUGAGAGAGAGAGCAUGUGUGUUAGUGACCGUAUGUAAUUUUUAUUUAUCAGA
Neogale vison (American mink) is the source of this 3651-nucleotide messenger RNA. It is a transcript of the gene IFFO2, whose product is annotated as intermediate filament family orphan 2. Bases 278 to 1831 code for a protein of 517 amino acids. The record is from RefSeq and is a predicted model, not a curated record. Lineage: Eukaryota; Metazoa; Chordata; Mammalia; Carnivora; Mustelidae. The transcript is spliced from 9 exons.